CGGUUGCUCCGCUUUUCACCCCUUGGCCCUUUGCCAUGGCGCGCAGAGAGCGGCGCGCCAAGCGGAUGGCAGAUUGGUAUGGACUUGCCGUGGAAGGUGAGCGCGGCGCUGCGGCAAAGAAGCAGUGUGUUGCGCGAGCCGAAGAGGUCGCUGAGAAGCUUCCUCCAGGAGCUGCGAAAGGUCUGCAAAAUGCAGCGCCUUCAGGCCCGGAAGGCAUUGAUCCAAUAACCAUGGAGCGGCUUCUGAGCCAGGUGCAAAAAGGUGGUCCUUCGGUACAAAACGAAGCGCUCGUCGCAGUGACAGGCCUUCCGCCACAGCAUGCGGCAAAGCUCUUGGAGUUUGCCCUUGAGAAGUCCAAGGAGCUACGGGACCCGUCGAUGUAUAUGGUGUCCACGGUGGCAAGGGGCUUCAAGCCCAGAUGGCACGAAAUGGUGGAGGCCUCUGUCCCUUCCAAAGGAAAAGGCGUACAACUUGAGCUGGCGCAAGAUCGAAAGCCGCACAAAGCCAGGAGUGUUCUACUGGGAGAAUUUUCACACAGGCCAGAGAUCAGUGGACGACCCGCGACGUCCGGUUUCUCCUUCCCCUGUGCGUGGUGGGAACCUUGCGGCCUGGUGCAGAUGGAAGCCAUGCGCUUGGGCACGCUGCCGAUUGUGGCACCCACCGGUGGUCUCAAAGACACCGUAGAGGAUGGUGUGAACGGCCUUUGGACCGAGAAGGAGAUGACAGUGGAGGCGGUCAUUGAGGAGGAGUCGGUGAGCGCCAUCUCCCAGGCGCUGCGGCGGGCGGCAAAGCUCUUCACCGAGGAACCGGCCAAGGUGGUGAAGAUGAAGCAGGCAGCCAUGGCCGCCGCUGCGGAAUUCACCUGGAGCAACGCGGCGCUGCAGUACGAGGCCAUCUUCCAGGA
Durusdinium trenchii is the source of this 904-nucleotide messenger RNA. The record is from the annotation of a GenBank genome assembly. NCBI's taxonomy places the organism in Eukaryota, Dinophyceae, Suessiales, Symbiodiniaceae.